Molecule: messenger RNA, 2118 nt
Organism: Chelonia mydas (Green sea turtle)
Lineage: Eukaryota; Metazoa; Chordata; Testudines; Cheloniidae
Gene: MRPS35
Product: mitochondrial ribosomal protein S35
Exons: 8
Coding region: 889-1800 (303 amino acids)
Biological process (GO): mitochondrial translation
Cellular component (GO): mitochondrial small ribosomal subunit
Molecular function (GO): structural constituent of ribosome
Source: RefSeq, a predicted model, not a curated record
GGUGCCACAAGCACUCCUUUUCUUUUUUCUUUUAGGUGUAGUUUGACCUCUGAAUUCCCUGGGUCCAUAAUACUUGUUUUGGGGGGGUAAUCAUCCCUCUAAUGCUGCUGUACAAGUAAACCUGUACAUGUUCUCAGCGUGAACGCCAUCCUAACGUAGCUUUCUAUCCAUAAAUAGGAUUGGCAAGUUGUUCACAAUAUAUUUCUACGUGGUUGAGACAAAUCAACCUCAGUUUUUCAACAUUUGCUGUUGAUGUUACCUGGCAGGUGCUCAAAUACUAUACCAAUAAAAAACCUUAAGAAGAUCUUUUUGCAAUUUGUCCAAAGCUAUUGAAGUAGAUUUUGUUAUAGUCGUCAUAUCUUCUACCUUUAUCAUUGGUCUGAUGUUGACGACUUUAGUUGUGAGCGUGCCAUAUAUUUUGUCACUAUUGCUGCAUAAAUUGUCGUCAAGAUAUAUCGGUUAAUAAGAUCAGACUUCCUACUCAUGAAUCAAACUUUUUAUGUCUUCUGUGUAUGUAAAUAUCUGUUAUUGGGAGAGCAGGGUCUUAGUGGGCAGGAUAGAAGACUAGUUUACCAGAUACAUAUUACAAGGAUUGAGGAUUGAUGCAGGUCACAAGAUCUAAUUCAGUCUUGCCAUGAGCGGAUAGAAAUUUAUUGACUUCACUGGAACUGGUGAUACAGCAGAGCUGAAUUUGUCCUAACAUCUUUAGAGUGCUUAAAGACCUGCUAAAUUACUAGUAGUGUAUGAUUUUAUUUGUUAUAUUGAUUUUUGCUCAUAAAAAUUGUAUUCUUGAAAUAUGAGUUUAGGAACAUGAGGUUGGUAUUCCUUUUUGCCAUUUUUUAAAUUUAAAUGUUCAGACAAGACUCUGAAAAUGUACCAAUAUGAACUAUGGUUGGGCUGGGGAGGAAGUUAGCAAGUGAGGUCCAAGUUGCAGCAUCAAGAAGAAGCAGGACAUCACAAAUUGCAAAAAAUAGAAGAGUGCCUGGAGCUCCUAGAACUGAAAAGAUGGCUGUUGAUCAGGACUGGAGCAAUGUUUAUCCAACUGCAGCAGCAUUUAAUCCUUCUUCAGUGCCUCUUCCCAUCCGAAUGGGCUAUCCUGUGAAGAGAGGAGUACCUCCACCGAAAGGAGGCAAUUUGGAGCUUAUAAAGAUCCCUAACUUUUUGCAUCUGACUCCCCCAGCAAUUAAGAAACACUGUGCAGCUCUUAAAGAUUUCUGCACUGAGUGGCCAACUGUAUUGGACAGUGAUGAGAAAUGUGAGCAGCAUUUUCCUAUUGAAAUUGAGACAGUAGAUUAUGUUUCAGCAGGGCCAUCUGUUCGUAAUCCCAAAGCAAGAGUGGUGACUUUAAGAGUUAAGCUUUCCAAAUUGAACUUGGAUGACCAUGCAAAGAAGAAGCUCAUUAAACUUGUAGGAGAGCGGUACUGCAAGGACACAGAUAUGCUUACCAUUACAACAGACAGGUGUCCAUUAAGGAGACAGAAUUAUGACUAUGGAAUCUACCUCCUCACAGUUUUGUACCAUGAAUCGUGGAAAACUGAAAUGUGGGAAAACGAGAAGACUGAAGCAGACAUGGAAGAGUAUAUCUGGGAAAAUAGCCCCUCUCAGAAGAAUGCUUUGGACACACUUCUUCGAAUAAGAGCUGCAGAGAAAAUCACUGAAGUAACUAGGGAAGAGCUGCUUGGCUCUGAGAUGGUUGAGAAUUACAAAACCUCUGUAGUUGUACUUAAAAAUCAAGAGACAGAAAACAACAUUUUGCAGUACAAGGAAUCUGUGAUGAAACUACUGAAUUUACAAGCAUGACCGUGAAAAUUGACAUUCCAUGCACAUCUCUGAUCUUGUCAAUAUACAAAGAUAAUGUAUGCUCGUAGUACUUUGUAGGAAAUUGUGAAUGCAGUUAUCCAUGACUUUCUGGACCUUCAGCAAAACAAGUCUUGGAAUAUUAAUAAAAUUUUAAGAUUUCAAAAACCUUGAAUGGAAUUUAGAGUGAAUAGAGAUUCAAAAAGGGUCAGCAACAAACUUCAUAUGUUUCCAUACAAUUGAAUUUUCUUGUCAAUGACAAAAUCACUGUCUGCCAGUAUCAUUCCUUACCUCUAUAAAUAAAAUUUGUAUCAAGUCUUU